AUGUCCAGCCCAAGUCAGGAUACUCGAGGAGUCAGUGAAUACUCACAGUCAUCAGGGCUACACGCUGAUGGGAGCUUUUUCGACAAAUUUCCACUCAAGUGGAAUGUUCCAAAAUCCUUUAUUUCGCGGCAUAUCUUCAAAAUAUGCUGCCUCAUAUUCACCUGGCGCAGCGAUCUGCAAUGGUUGCACGCCCUCUUGAAAGAAGGAAACAACUGGGAAGAGCUCCAUCGUCAAUAUCUGACACAGCUCAAUCAACAAGGACUCGUGCUCGCCACUGCGGCGGUUUUCAUCUCCUCAAAUCCACCACUUGUGACAGAGGUCGACUACACGUCUCAUGUAUCUUACGCCUGUUUGGCGGAGUCGCUUGUCUUCUCGUUGUUUGGGCUAUUGCUCCAGCUGAAGGUAUCUGCCUCUGGAAUCCUUUUUCAAAAACGUAGUGCUGCAGAAGUACGCAUUGUCCAUUGUCAAGGUGGCAGAUCAGAGUUAACCUCACCACAGAUCAUAAUUGAAAGGCGCUGGAGAAUAUUCUGGCACCUCCUGGGUUUGGCAGUGCCAAUCAUUACAUUUACCAUAUCAGUGGUGCUUUUGCUCAUAGUGGUAAAAGACCUCAAAGAGCGGGCGAACCUUGAAUAUUGGUACUGGAUUCAGAGGUUCCGUGAGGGUACUAGCCCUACGGCAAAAACUCGUAUUUCCUUGAACCGGUCGAUUAAGGCUGAGGUGGAGGCUGAGAGCUCAGAGCUGCCUCGGACUGUCAAGACAGACCGUAAACACGCACAUCAGGCUACCAGUGUUCGAAUAAUGAAGGCAUGCAAGACAUUGAGGAUCCAACCCUUGAUUCAGGAAGUGGUGAUCGACGAGCUCUUGGAUAAAGAAUACAUCCAGCGUGUGGAUGGAACCACAGAUGCAUCUGAAUAUGUGGCAUAGUUCUUGUCUUCGGUCAAGAUAACUACCCGAAUCAUACUGUUGUAACUGAUGUAGUGUCAGGAUAAUAAUGUGUAAUCUAUGACCAUCGGGGAAGCUGAGUGAAGUGAGGGAUGUCGUGUAUCUGCUGCGACACCGUAACCAAUCCAUUCUCUAGAGUGGUCAUCUACCUUAGCUUCUUUGCUGAUCUAUCUGAUAUUCUGGAUCAGCGUCAUUAAUAGUGGGCAGAUGAUCGUUGACCUUAUAGAACCCAACGCUUGGAGGGUCUGCAUGCUGAAGCAGCAUGCUACGAUGUCUAGUCUCAUGCGCCUGGAUGAUAAACGCUCGAUCUUUGACAACACUGGAUGACCAUACAUCGCCUGGGGCAACGGAGGCGGUUCAUACUAUCUGCAUCAGAUUGGCUGUGGAUGCUAUGU
Suillus subaureus is the source of this 1337-nucleotide messenger RNA. RefSeq lists its product as uncharacterized. The record is from RefSeq and is a predicted model, not a curated record. The coding region runs from base 1 to 924 and encodes 307 amino acids. Lineage: Eukaryota; Fungi; Basidiomycota; Agaricomycetes; Boletales; Suillaceae. The transcript is spliced from 5 exons.